AUGCCUAACGGUUGGCCAUCACCCUGGAGUAUUUCGAGAAGCAGAAGUGGUCAUGAUCCCCAAGCCGGGAAAGAGAAAUCUGUCGACCCCCAGGGCAUGGCGCCCUAUCUCUCUGCUCUCCUGUCUUGGGAAGGGCCUCGAGCGGCUGAUCGCUCGCCGUCUAGCGUGGGCAUCGAUUCAUUAUGCAGCCCUCCACCCACAGCAAGUCGGCGCGCUCCCGAAACGGUCUGCCGUUAUGACAUCGAGGAAGCAUUCGCACGCGGACAGGUGGCCACACUGGUCACAGCAGACAUCCAAGGAGCCUUUGACACAGCCAUGUGCAACAGGCUUGUCCUGAGGCUCCGUGAGCAAGGCUGGCCCGACAAUCUUGCGCGGUGGGCAGGCUCGUUCAUGAGCGGCCGCUCCGCAAGAGUCAGAUACCAAGACAUCACGACACCGACGACACCAUUGCAGUGCGGCCUUCCACAGGGAUCGCCCGUGUCUCCGAUCUUGUUUUUGCUCUACACCGAACCGAUCUAUCGGCUAGGCAACCCCGAAGGACGGUUCGGGUUACGCGGAUGA
Molecule: messenger RNA, 561 nt
Organism: Metarhizium robertsii ARSEF 23
Lineage: Eukaryota; Fungi; Ascomycota; Sordariomycetes; Hypocreales; Clavicipitaceae
Product: Reverse transcriptase
Exons: 1
Coding region: 1-561 (186 amino acids)
Source: RefSeq, a predicted model, not a curated record